AUGAUUCUUACGAGUCCGUACGCUAGCGGCAUCGGGAAUUUGUCCUUCAUCAUUCCAGACACCUCCAUCGCGCUGCAUUUCUCGGACGUCCUUGAGAAAAUAAUUAUGGAGGUCCGGACCCAACGCUCAUCAACAAUAUCGCUUUGCAAUGGCCGGCUGCUGAAGGGCCUACGUGUCGCAGUUUCAUCUGAACAGGCAACCACGCUCCAUGAAGGCAAGUUCAUGUCCUUUGACGGCAUCAUCUGCGUCUCAGAUGUAGAAGCUCCACCCAUUGCCCGGACUUCCCAGGAAUCGGAGGCUGAGACUGCGAAGCUUACGCUAGGGAAGCUCGAGCGGUCCAUCGAGAACUGA
This is a messenger RNA of Suillus discolor, 351 nucleotides long. RefSeq lists its product as uncharacterized. The record is from RefSeq and is a predicted model, not a curated record. The coding region runs from base 1 to 351 and encodes 116 amino acids. NCBI's taxonomy places the organism in Eukaryota, Fungi, Basidiomycota, Agaricomycetes, Boletales, Suillaceae. The transcript has 2 exons.